ACUCGCACAAGAAAACGAGUAAAAUGUCAUCUGUCCGUGAGAUGAGCGAGAUGUCGGUGGCAAUUUUAGUGGGCGCUGUGGCAAUCCUUCUGGGCGUGGCUCUAUAUAUCAUUGUUAAACGUCGGCGGCGUCUCAGCAGUGCUCUGGUGCCCUAUGCUAGACGCUCGCUGGUCCGUGUGCCCAAUGAAACGGAGGACCAAAAGGAGUUGCGGGAGUAUCUGCGGGAGCGGUCACGCUUCAUCCAUCAUCCGCCGGUGGAUCUGGGCAACCAUACGAUGCCGCGGGAGUUUCAGGUCCAAAUGAAGAUCAUCGUCCGUAUGCAAGCAAUGUAUCGUGAUGGGUUGCUCUUCCCUCAUCGACUGCCACCACUCCAACGCUGGGCGCGUUGCUAAGCGGGCGAAAUUUCAAAAGGCUAAAAACACACACCAACACGAGUUUUCAUGUGCUGGCAUGCCCACAACAGAUUCCCUUGUCAAAAAGUCGUCUAUCGCCUGGAAAUAUCAGAGAAAAGGAGGAACAGGAGACACCACAGAUGCCGCAGCCGGCUAUGAUGCCAGAGUCAAAGUUAUCAGUUAUCAAAUCAAAAAAGAAGUCCAUCAGGAGGUCCCCGAAAGAUAAAUUAACAUUCCAACAGCAGAGACUGCCAGAGCUGCCCUAAACAGACGAGCGAGGCGCAGCAGCAGCAGCAGCAGCCUGAGUGCCACACCUGUUGCACCAGUUUAUCGGAGCGGCCAACAGCCAGCGAUUGAUUAUUUUUUGCCGUUCACAAGUCAAAUUGUUUACUUGCUUAUGUAUUUUCUG
Molecule: messenger RNA, 801 nt
Organism: Drosophila guanche
Lineage: Eukaryota; Metazoa; Arthropoda; Insecta; Diptera; Drosophilidae
Exons: 3
Coding region: 24-392 (122 amino acids)
Source: RefSeq, a predicted model, not a curated record